AUGUCAAUAGCAUUAUGGUACUGUCCAGUUCCAGGGACAUACCAGUACGAAGUACUUAAACAAUUGAUAGUAUCAUUGCAGACAAUUUUUCCCACAUCACCACUUUUUGAACCUCAUAUAACAUUAGCUACAAAGCUUCAGUGUGAAAAUAAAGAGAAGAUAGAUGAAAUAUUGACAUCAUGCGUAGCAGCAGUCCAAUCUAUCAAGGGUCAACUACAACAAUCCAACGGAACACCACUUGUUUCUUUUGAUGAAUGUUGUAUUAAUAAGAAGUUUUUCAAGAAAGUUACAUUAAAUUGUAACCAGAACAAAUAUUUGGUGAGCAUGGCCCGAAUCAUGCAAGAAUUGUAUAGUGAGGGGGAUGGCGAAGAUGCUAACGGUACCUGGGAGCCACAUGUGUCGUUAUUAUAUUCUGAUGUUACCCCGAUCAGUAAAGCUUUCGUAAGGAUUAUUCAACAAAGGAUCGAAGAUGCUUUAGAUGUAAGGCUUAUCGAAGACACAUCAAUUGCAAGUAAUGAACAAUAUAAGAAUGAUAUCCAGACAAAAUGGAAAUUUGAUCGCAAGCCGUCUUUGAAUUGGAAUCUCCCCGGUUCUUUCAAAAUUGUAAGAUGUGAAGGACCCAUAGGAGAGUGGAUGGUCAUAGGCCGAAUAGAUAUAUAA
Molecule: messenger RNA, 660 nt
Organism: Kazachstania africana CBS 2517
Lineage: Eukaryota; Fungi; Ascomycota; Saccharomycetes; Saccharomycetales; Saccharomycetaceae
Gene: CPD1
Product: 2',3'-cyclic-nucleotide 3'-phosphodiesterase
Exons: 1
Coding region: 1-660 (219 amino acids)
Biological process (GO): cyclic nucleotide metabolic process
Molecular function (GO): 2',3'-cyclic-nucleotide 3'-phosphodiesterase activity
Source: RefSeq, a predicted model, not a curated record